Populus euphratica (Euphrates poplar) is the source of this 2095-nucleotide messenger RNA. RefSeq names its product serine/threonine-protein kinase RHS3-like. Gene Ontology annotation, biological process: protein phosphorylation. The transcript has 4 exons. The coding region runs from base 140 to 1903 and encodes 587 amino acids. Gene Ontology annotation, molecular function: ATP binding; protein kinase activity. Lineage: Eukaryota; Viridiplantae; Streptophyta; Magnoliopsida; Malpighiales; Salicaceae. The record is from RefSeq and is a predicted model, not a curated record.
GAUGGUGCAAUGAAAUACCAUUUUCCCUUCCAUUUUGAAGCCAUAUCUAGUCGUACACAAUGCCAUGUUUCUCUUGUUAACGCGAUUUUGAGAUUCUGCUGGAUUUCCUGUAAAGAGGUGGUCUCGUGUUGCUCCAUCAAUGUCAUCUAAGCCUGCCAAAGGCCCUGCCUCAUCCGAGAUGAGUUGCAUAACACCAGAAGAAGCAGAAAGUGAAACCAAAAAGGUUAGCAAGAGUAUCGAUGCCAAUAUAAUCUGUAACAAUCCCCUGUACCAAGAACCCAAGAAAAAGGAUCCAAUAGGAAAAUAUAGUGCAAACUCAGGUUAUGGUUCACCAAGGAAAACUGGAUUUACCAAGAUAACUGAAAAUGUAAAUUUUAAUCGUCACUUGGAUCCCAAAACGAUGGAUCCAUUAAGCAGGCCUGUGGGAAAUGCUAGUGCUAAUCAACGUGCCCUUCCAAGCACUAGAACAUCUCCAAAAUCUCAACUUUCAACUACUUCAGCAGCAGCAGGAGCAACAACAACAGCUGCGUUGCCAGCAAACAUGAAGGCAAAUGAAGCAAAGACUUUUAGUUCCAUUACCAACUUGAGUGGCAGAAGCUCUACUCGUGCCAACAGUUUAGAGAGCUCCGGUGGUGCCAACAAGCCCCACACAGGGGGUGAUGUCAGAUGGGACGCCAUUCAGUUGGCCACUGCCACAGGUACAAUCGGCCUUAGCAACUUUAGGCUUCUCAAGCGCCUUGGAUAUGGUGACAUUGGUAGUGUCUAUCUUGUUGAACUUAGAGGGACUAAUGCCCAUUUUGCUAUGAAAGUAAUGGAUAAGGCUUCUCUUGCAAGUAGAAACAAGAUAGUAAGAGCGCAGACAGAGAGGGAGAUUCUUGGACUUCUUGACCACCCAUUCUUGCCCACAUUAUAUACUUAUUUCGAAACUGACAAAUUUUACUGCAUCGUCAUGGAAUUCUGCAGUGGAGGCAAUCUUCAUUCUCUUCGGCAGAAGCAGCCUAACAAGCAUUUUACUGAGGAAGCAGCACGAUUUUAUGCAUCAGAGGUGUUGUUGGCUCUUGAAUAUCUGCACAUGUUAGGCAUAGUAUACAGAGAUUUGAAGCCAGAAAAUUUGCUAGUUAGAGAUGAAGGACAUAUCAUGCUCUCAGACUUUGAUUUAUCGCUUCGUUGCUCGGUGAGUCCAACCCUUGUCAAGUCUUCAUCUUUACAUGCAAGCAACAAUGGCAGCGGCGGUGUAGGCAUUUUGGAGGAUGAAUCUGUAGUGCAGGGUUGUAUCCAACCGUCAACAUUUUUCCCACGCAUAUUACCAGGUAAAAAGAGCCGAAAAUCCAAAUCAGACUAUGGACUCUUUGUUGGAGGGUCAAUGCCAGAAUUAAUGGCAGAGCCGACAAACGUUCGUUCGAUGUCAUUUGUUGGCACACACGAGUACUUAGCCCCAGAGAUCAUUCGCGGAGAAGGUCAUGGCAGUGCAGUGGACUGGUGGACUUUCGGCGUCUUCUUAUAUGAACUAUUGCAUGGAACAACACCCUUCAAAGGACAUGGAAAUAGAGCUACAUUAUUCAAUGUUGUUGGGCAGCCAUUGAAAUUUCCAGAAAAUCCACAGGUCAGUAUGGCGGCUCGUGAUCUGAUAAGAGGACUUCUAGUUAAAGAACCCCAUAAAAGAAUUGCAUACAAAAGGGGAGCGACAGAGAUAAAACAGCAUCCAUUUUUUGAAGGAGUGAACUGGGCUCUGGUCAGAAGUGCCUUGCCUCCACACGUACCUGAACUGGUAGACUUCUCACAAUAUGCUAGCAAAGAAGCCCCCCCAGCUGACAAGAAAACGCCAGACAUUGGAGGUGAUAAAAAAUAUGGCAGUUCUCCUGAAAACAAGGAUGAAUCUUAUGUAGAGUUUGAAUACUUUUAGGAAUAAUUCCAUUAUAUUCUGGUUGAUCCAUAAAUUGCCAUCUUCGAGAGAAACUGAAACUGUACAAAGACAAUAUCUUGAGGGUGUGCCUAACAAGAACCAUUCUUUUCUGAGUGAAGAGAAAUGACGUCGUGUUUUAUCCAAGUUUACCCCCAACCCUUCUUUUUUUCCCUUUCCCUCUUCCUUGUAUCA